Molecule: messenger RNA, 637 nt
Organism: Melampsora larici-populina 98AG31
Lineage: Eukaryota; Fungi; Basidiomycota; Pucciniomycetes; Pucciniales; Melampsoraceae
Exons: 4
Coding region: 17-460 (147 amino acids)
Source: RefSeq, a predicted model, not a curated record
CAACGUGUUUUCAAAGAUGCACACUCUUAAAUUUUUAACCGCUGGAUUAUUGUUAAUCUUUUCUACAACAGUUACUGGCCAGAAGUUACGAUUUGUGUCACCUGCUCAAGACACAGUUGUCAAACCGGGGCAAAAACUGACCCUCAAGUUACAGUUUCAAUCUCCUUCUUCAUCCGACACACAGAUCGCUUGGGAGCUUGGACUCAACGGGUUUGCAAAUGAUCCCACUUCCCUUGGCCGUCCACUCGUAGCGAGCCUUGGAGCUGGAGCUGCCGGCGCAACAUACAAGUCGGACGAACAAACGUAUUACUGGGAUGUUACUUUACCCACUGCAGAUAAGUUUUUGGAUGGAUUUGACAAGACUUACCGAUUGACCUUUUCGCAGUACUUCUUAGAUAAGAAUGCCUUUUCCCCUAUGUUAAACACUAUCUCUGUUCCUGUAAAGCUUCAAAAGGCUUGAGUGUUCGUUUUUGAGAUGACGUGAUCAAUGUCCGACUUUUUCAUACAUUUUUUGAAUCUCUUGGUGAUCUGCCUCCUUGUUUGUACUUGCCUUUGGUCAACUGAAUGUGUCGUUAAAAUCCGAAACAGUAUGUAUGUGACAUGGCACUUAAUCAAGGCCCUUCUUCAAGAUCUCUCC